Molecule: messenger RNA, 1844 nt
Organism: Cyprinus carpio (common carp)
Lineage: Eukaryota; Metazoa; Chordata; Actinopteri; Cypriniformes; Cyprinidae
Product: haloacid dehalogenase-like hydrolase domain-containing 5
Biological process (GO): glycerophospholipid biosynthetic process
Cellular component (GO): mitochondrion
Source: RefSeq, a predicted model, not a curated record
UUCUCGCAGCAGGCGCUUGUCAUUCUGCACUAUUUCCUGCUGACACACACCGCUCCGAGAUUGAUUUAGAUAAGAGCCACACACGGAUCUCCUACGUGGACUUUAGAGCUAGAAAAACAUGUUUGACAGCUGCUGAUAGCAUGUGAGCUAAUGGUUAGCACUAGUGCACGAGGAGUCAUGCUCAGGUCAAAGUAGAAACACUGUCUCGUUUCUUCUUCUGUUUGCUGGAAAAACAUGGCAGAGAUCUUUCCCCGCGUGAGUAUGUUUAGACUCGGGUGGAGAGGCGUGAAACUGAGCAGGAAAGUCACUAAUGCAGCUGCUUCUGCGCAGACGCGGCGCCGCUACAGCACAGAUGCGUGUGAACGGGAUCGCAGCUUGUUUGGGCUUCUGUUUGACAUUGACGGGGUGCUGGUACGUGGACGGACGCCCAUCCCUGCAGCCAAACAGUGUUUCAGGAACCUGGUGGACAGCGAUGGAAGAUACAAGGUCCCUGUGGUGUUUGUGACAAAUGCGGGGAACUCUCUCCGAGAAACCAAGGCUGAGCAGCUGUCUCACCUUCUGGAGGUUGAGGUGUCAGCAGACCAGGUGGUGCUAUCCCACAGUCCUCUGCGGGUGUUCACUCAGUUCCAUGACCUGUGUGUGCUGGUGUCCGGACAGGGACCCGUGGUGGAAGUUGCACACAAUGUAGGAUUCAAGAACGUUGUGACCAUCGACAUGUUAAGGGAUGCGAAUCCUCUCCUGGAUGUAGUGGAUCACAAUCGCAGACCCAAAGACAUGAAUCCCCCAUCUAAGGAUUUGCCACCAAUAGAUGCGGUCAUCCUGUUCGGUGAGCCUGUCAGGUGGGAGACCAACAUACAGCUGAUCACUGAUGUGCUCUUGACCAAUGGGAGGCCAGGAAACCCCGUGACAUCACUGCAUUACCCACACAUCCCUGUGCUGGCCUGCAACAUGGACCUGCUGUGGAUGGCCGAAGCCAAAAACCCUCGAUUCGGUCACGGCAUGUUCCUCGUGUGUCUGGAGAGCAUCUAUAAGAAGAUAACAGGCUGUGAGCUGAAGUACGAGGCUCUGAUCGGGAAGCCCAGCAUUGUGACUUACAACUAUGCUGAACUGCUCAUUAGAAAACAGGCCGAGCAACUGGGCUGGACCCGACCGGUCGAGAGACUCUACGCCAUUGGUGACAACCCGAUGGCUGAUAUUUAUGGUGCAAACCUGUACAACCGCUACCUCAAAGCGAUGGACCGCACCCGUGCACAGGUGCAGGCGCAGGGCGGCUCGAGCAGCCAGGUGACCGGCGACCUGCAGUGUGAAGCGUCCGACGAUGCCAAACGCUCCGGGCGCGUGAUGGUGGGAGGCUCGUUCGAUCACCGUCUGCCCGAAGGCUGCAGCUCCAUCCUGGUCUGCACGGGCGUCUACAACCACAACCACCAGGACUUGCCCUCCGACCCGGAGCAGACGGUCACCGAGCAGCAGAUUUUCCACGGUCACCGGGACUUCCGCUUCGACCCCAGCCUGACCCAGCCUUCCUUUGUCGUCCAUGACGUUCAGGAUGGAGUGGAGUUGGUCUUCCAGCUGGAGGGCUGGUCACUGCAGUAAAUCAUUGUAUAUUAUAACAUAUCUACAUGUGAUGCACCACGACUUGUCAAAACGAAAUCGAUCCCGAUUAUAAUUCCUGUCUACACAGGAAGUGUCCAUUGUCAGAGUUUUUUAUUUGUGACCUAGGACCACAAAACCAGUCAGAAAUUUUUGAUUUAUGCAUCAUCUGAAAGCUGAAUGAAUAAGCUUUCCAUUGAUGUAUGGUUUGUUAGGAUCGGUCAAUAUUCAUAAUAUUAUAAAAGUUCUUAGCA